AUGGGCAAGAAGGCACCGUCUCUCGAGGGCCACAAGUCCGGCCAGGCUAACGAGCCUCUCUCCAAACCCGCACAUGCCCUCCCAUGGAAGGACGUCGUCGCCGAAAUCAAGUGUAACGACGAAGACGGUCUGACUACUGCGGAAGCAAAGUCGAGACAUGAGAAGUACGGCAACAACGAUCUGGGCGACGAUGGAGGUGUAUCACCAGGCAAGAUUCUGCUAAGGCAGGUCGCCAACGCAAUGACAUUGAUCUUGAUCGCUGCAAUGGCUGUGUCCUUCGCCAUUCAAUCGUGGAUUGAGGGUGGUGUAGUAACCGCCAUCAUUCUGCUCAACGUUAUCAUCGGUUUCGUCCAAGAGUUCAAUGCUGAAAAGACAAUGGACUCGCUUCGAUCACUCUCUUCGCCAACAGCCACCGCUGCGCGAGACGGAAAGACUGUUACUGUGCCAACCAUUGAGGUUGUUCCCGGUGAUUUGAUUGAGCUAAAGACAGGUGACACUGUCCCUGCUGACAUCCGUAUCAUUGAAGCCCUAAACUUUGAAACCGACGAGGCUCUACUUACCGGCGAAUCCCUCCCUGUCAACAAAGACGGCGAUGCCGUUUUCGACGAGGACACCGGCCCUGGUGACCGCCUCAAUGUCGCCUACAGCUCCUCGACCGUUACCAAGGGCCGCGCCCGUGGUGUCGUCUUUGCUACUGGAAUGUACACUGAGAUUGGUUCCAUCGCCAUGUCUCUUCGACAGAAGGGUUCGCGCGUCCGCGAAGUCAAGCGCAAGCCUGAUGGCAAAGCCAAACCCCAUCGCUACGCUCAAGCAUGGUCUCUGACUGCCGCUGAUGCCGUCGGCCAUUUCCUUGGUGUCAACGUCGGUACUCCCCUUCAGAAGAAGCUCGCUCGUCUCGCCAUCCUCCUUUUCGGUGUCGCCGUCGUCUGCGCAAUCAUCGUUUUGGCCGCCAACAGCUUCUCCAACAACAGCGAGGUCAUCAUCUACGCCGUAGCCACUGGUCUCAGUAUGAUUCCCGCCUCCCUUACCGUCGUCUUGACCAUCACAAUGGCCGCCGGCACAAAGCGCAUGGUGCAACGUCACGUCAUUGUUCGCAACCUGAAGUCGCUCGAGGCUCUUGGUGGUGUCACUGAUAUUUGCUCCGACAAGACUGGUACUCUCACACAAGGAAAGAUGGUUGCAAAGAAGGCAUGGAUCCCUGCUAAGGGCACAUACUCGGUUGGGCAGUCCGACGAGCCACACAACCCCACCGUUGGCGCUCUGAUGUUCAACCCCAAACAGCCACGCCACAUCGACCCUGAUGUUGACGAGAAGACGGAGACAUGGGAGGAGCUUCUGCAGGACAACGAGCACCUGGUCGAUUACCUCAAGGUUGCUUCGCUCGCCAACUUGGCCCAUGUUCACCAGACUGACGAAGGUCAAUGGAACGCACGAGGUGACCCAACUGAAAUCGCUAUUCAAGUCUUUGCCUCUCGCUUCAAGUGGAACCGUCUCGAACACACCGGUGGUGACACACCUGCCUGGAAGCAGCUCGCUGAGUUCCCAUUCGACUCCGAUGUCAAGAAGAUGUCCGUCAUCUUCGAGGAAGCCGCCAGCUCUAAGAAAUACGUAUUCACCAAGGGUGCUGUCGAGCGCGUCAUUUACUCCUGCACUCGCGUAUUCAACGAUGAGAGCGAAUCUGGUGUUGACCUUGACGACGACUACCGCGAAGAGAUCUUGGCUAACAUGGAGUCCUUGGCUUCCAUGGGUCUGCGUGUUUUGGCGCUCGCAAGCAAGGAGUACGAUGGCCCAUCACCUGAGAAGGGUCAGGACCUUGACCGCGAGAGCAUUGAGAAUGGCUUGAUCUUCCGCGGUCUUGUUGGACUGUACGACCCACCCCGUCCCGAGACUGCUGGCUCCGUUCGCCAGUGCCAGAAAGCUGGUAUCGAAGUCCACAUGCUCACUGGUGACCACCCUGGUACCGCUCGCGCAAUCGCCAUUGAAGUCGGUAUUGUGCCAUCGAACAUGAACACUCUUCCCAAGGAAACUGCAGAUGCCAUGGUCAUGACUGCAUCGCAGUUCGACAAGCUCUCCGACGACGAAAUCGACGCUCUUCCCCUACUUCCUCUGGUCAUUGCCCGCUGCGCCCCGAACACCAAGGUCCGCAUGAUCGACGCCCUUCACCGACGCAAGGCCUUCACUGGUAUGACUGGUGACGGUGUGAACGACUCCCCGUCCCUUAAGCGCUCAGAUGUUGGUAUCGGUAUGGGAACUGGAUCCGAUGUUGCCAAAGACGCUUCCGACAUUGUUUUGACCGAUGACAACUUCGCCUCUAUCCUGAACGCUAUCGAGGAGGGUCGCCGCAUGUUUGACAAUAUCCAAAAGUUCAUUCUCCAUCUACUCGCUCAGAACAUUGCGCAAGCCUGUGUUCUGCUCAUUGGUCUCGCAUUCAAGGAUGAGAGCGGACUCUCAGUCUUCCCAGUGUCUCCCGUCGAAGUCAUGUGGAUCAUCAUGAUUACCUCCUCUCUUCCCGACAUGGGUCUCGGUUUCGAGGUCGCUGCACCAGACAUUCUCACUCGCCCACCUCAAAAUCUCAAGCGCGGUGUUUUCACCAUCGAGGUCAUCCUCGACAUGUUCGUUUACGGUCUCUGGAUUGCCGCUCUCUGUCUCGGCGCGUUCUCCCUGGUCAUGUUUGGCUUCGGAGAUGGCAACCUCGGAAACGGCUGCAACGAAUCGUUCAACGACACUUGCGACACCGUCUUCCGCGCUCGUGCGACUACUUUCGCCUGCCUUACCUGGUUCUCCGUCUUCCUGGCAUGGCAAAUGUUGGACAUGCGCCGCUCGUUCUUCAUGAUGCAGCCCAACUCCAAGAAGUACUUCACGCAAUGGGCCAUUGACGUCUGGCGCAACAAGUUCCUCUUCUUCUCCAUCGUCUUCGCUUUCGUCACCAUCUUCCCUGUCCUGUACAUUCCCGUCAUCAACGACACCGUCUUCAGGCACAAGGGUAUCAGCUGGGAAUGGGCGAUCGUCUUCGUCGCUACAUUCCUGUUCUUCCUCGGCAUCGAGUCCUGGAAGUGGGGCAAGCGCGUGUACUUCAGGAAGCGCGAUGCUAAGAAUGGCGUUGCCAGGAGGGGCUCCGUCGACCUGGAGUCGCGCGUGUUUGAGCGAUACCUCAGCACAGCUAUCAGCACUGACGGCGAGGAUGGCGAGAAGAAGUCGAGUGCAUGA
Messenger RNA from Alternaria conjuncta, 3207 nucleotides. RefSeq lists its product as uncharacterized. Gene Ontology annotation, molecular function: ATP binding; ATP hydrolysis activity; P-type calcium transporter activity. Gene Ontology annotation, cellular component: plasma membrane. The record is from RefSeq and is a predicted model, not a curated record. The coding region runs from base 1 to 3207 and encodes 1068 amino acids. Gene Ontology annotation, biological process: intracellular calcium ion homeostasis; calcium ion transmembrane transport. NCBI's taxonomy places the organism in Eukaryota, Fungi, Ascomycota, Dothideomycetes, Pleosporales, Pleosporaceae. The transcript has 4 exons.